Molecule: messenger RNA, 1059 nt
Organism: Guyanagaster necrorhizus
Lineage: Eukaryota; Fungi; Basidiomycota; Agaricomycetes; Agaricales; Physalacriaceae
Product: WD40 repeat-containing protein
Exons: 8
Coding region: 1-978 (325 amino acids)
Cellular component (GO): Set1C/COMPASS complex
Molecular function (GO): histone binding
Source: RefSeq, a predicted model, not a curated record
AUGAAGGAUGAAGCUCUCGCUUCUGCGUCCAGCUCCCAACAGUCAGCUCUUUUCUAUCCUCGUCUGUCAUUGAACGGGCACACGAGGUCUAUCUCAUCUCUUAAGUUUAGUCCCGAUGGGUCAACCUUAGCUUCAUCGGGCGCCGACAGAGUAAUAAAGCUGUGGGAUGCAUACACCGGUGAAAUCCUACGCACGCUUUCUGGUCAUGACCAAGGUAUUUCCGACAUCGCCUGGUCCUCCGAUGGCGAAUUUCUGGCAUCUGCGUCCGACGACAAAACCAUAAAAAUAUGGAGCAUGGAUAAGGGUGUGGAAGUCAAGACUCUAACCGGCCAUACAAAUUUCGUGUUUGCUGUCAACUACAAUCCUCAUUCCAAUCUUCUCGUGUCCGGUGGAUUUGACGAAACCGUUCGCGUGUGGGACGUUGCCAGAGGAACAUGUUUGAAGGUUCUCCCGGCACAUUCAGAUCCUGUCACCUCUGUUAGCUUCAAUCACGACGGGACCCUGAUUGUUUCAUGCGCCAUGGAUGGCCUCAUACGCAUAUGGGACGUUGACUCUGGCCAGUGCCUAAAGACUUUGGUUGACGAUGAUAAUCCAAUAUGCUCUCAUGUUGAAUUCUCUCCCAACUCCAAAUUUGUUCUUGUGUCAACUCAAGAUUCUACUAUACGGCUAUGGAAUUACCAGACAUCGCGCUGUGUGAAAACAUACUCCAGCCACGUCAACAGAACUUAUUGUCUGUUUUCGUGUUUUAGCCACUCCAAGCAUAAAUACAUCGUCAGCGGAAGUGAAGACCAUAAAGCAUAUAUUUGGGAUCUGCAAACACGCCAGGUCUUGCAAACCCUGGAAGGGCAUCGAGACGUUGUGCUUGCCGUUGCCACACACCCCACGAAAGACAUAAUCGCAACAUCAUCAAUGGAGAAAGACUUGGCUAUCCGACUUUGGUUUGGAAAAGAUGAUGUUGUCACGCAAAAGACUCAAUGACGAUGAUGCAGCUUCAUAUGGACGUAACUAUCGUAUAAUAAAUGUACAGAUAUGCGCUACGAAUCUACAACGAGCUCUUCG